Colletotrichum lupini is the source of this 1959-nucleotide messenger RNA. RefSeq lists its product as uncharacterized. NCBI's taxonomy places the organism in Eukaryota, Fungi, Ascomycota, Sordariomycetes, Glomerellales, Glomerellaceae. The transcript is spliced from 3 exons. The record is from RefSeq and is a predicted model, not a curated record. The coding region runs from base 1 to 1959 and encodes 652 amino acids.
AUGCUCAUCAUCGACCUCGUUGCUCGACUCUUCUGGUUUCCCUUCAAGCCAUUCAGAAGAUAUCUGCCUCCUUCUCCUCCGUCUUCUGCACCUACCUGCAAACCCGUCACUCCUCACCACAAGCCCAAUUCCCCUUCCAUCAAUAAACCUGACUCCUCUACGGUGACUAUCAAACCUUCCAAGAUGUAUAUCUACACCGGCAAGUUCACCGGGGACUAUGGAUCUGCCCAGGCUAAGGACGAAACCUUCAUCAUCAUUUUGCCCAACGGUCACGUCAGCAAGGACGAUGUUGCCUACGUCUUCUUCCAGUGGACCAAGAACGGGUACGGCCAGGAGAACGUCAACUGGUUCCAGACCUUUCCCAUCGAAGACUUGAAAAAGAUUGGAAGCAACGAUGAGUUCAAGCUCAACCACCACAAGUUCAAUUGGGAGAUCAUCGCCCUGGAUGGAUACCAGACACUCAAGGUCUACAUGAGAGGGCCAGGAGGCGUUAAGAAGCCUGUCGAAAUAAUCCUCGAGCGCGUCUGGGAUUCCGAGUCCCACGGCGGAAAGGCUAACGAUAUCCCGCUGGUCUGGACCGGUAAGGUCAACUACCAGGACAGCGCCAAGGACGAGAUGGCCAUGUUUGUUGUCACCGAGGGAUUUGGAGCCGGACGACCCGUCGUUGCGCUUUGGCAAUGGUACAGAUACAACCUUCCCAAGAACGACCCGAGAAUUGUUUGCUACGAGCCGACCGACAAGCCCCCGCCAAGAGUCUCGUUCGUUCAGUACGGAACGCAGAACAUUGAGCACGAGAGUGAUGAAGGCGUCAAAUUCAGCUUCAAGCACGACUACGAAGUUUUCGCCUCCUGGACCCAGGGCAAUGGCAAGCUUGCCCUCCGCUUGAAGGAACCCGAUUCCAAGACCCCCCAGAAUCUUGGAGAACUUAGCCUUUCUGGUCGCUUUGACCGCAACUCCUUUGGCUUCCACCCCCCUGAGUCGAAGCCGGAGCACCUCAAGCUGGAUGUCAGACUCCCCCAGCCGCAACCCUCGCUGCCUCGGAUCACUGGCAAGAUGCCUUUCCCUGAGACCCUUACGGAGACUUUGGCGCACACAGCUGCGUUCGUCGAUCAAGCUGGCUACCUUGCCAAGUACGCUGAGGAGCAAUUCAACGCUCUCAACGCCAAAUAUGGCCUGCGCGGCCAGCAACUCGGUGCUCUCAAAAGCAAGAGCGAGGGUCUGGAGAAGAGUAUCAAGCAGAAGGAAGCCGAUCUCGCAGCUGAGAAGAAGAAGCUUGAGGAGCUUACCAACACUCUCAACGCCGCUCAAGCGGCCGCAACCAAGAGGGAGACAGAGCUCCAGAAGAAGAUCGACGAUGCCCUUGCGGCGCUUGCGAAAGCCAGCACUCACGACAAGGCGGAUCACGCUGCCAUCGAAGAGCUGAAGAAGAAGAUCGAGGCUGAGCGAAAGACUCUCAAUGCAAAGAUCUCCACCCUGCAACAACAACUUAACGAUGCCAAGACUGAACUGGCAUCAAAGGAAUCUUUGCUCGAGAGUGCGCGGAAGGAAGCCCGGACCCUGAACACCACAAUUAUCGUGUUGAAGGGCAAGUUGGAGGCUUCCAACAAAGAGAGAGAUGACCUGAAGAAGAAGGUCAGGGACCUCGAGGCGUACAAGAGGAACGCGGAGAACGCCCUGGACGAUGCUCAAAAGGCAUUCGAUGCUGCUCAAGCCGAACUGAAGACUGAGAAGAAGCGGUUUGACGCACUUGCGAAGAAGCUUACGGAUGAGAUUGCGCUCAAGGACAAGGCUAUUUCGGACCUCAAGGCGUCUGAGACUGCAGUCAAGAAGCUGGAAGAGAAGAUUGCCGAAGAUGAAGAAUACCACAAGAAGGAUAAGGAAUGGCAUGACAAGGACGACAAGUUCCAUGAGGAAGAAAGAAAGCGGGCGUCGGAAAUACAACCCUUUCACGCUCAUUAG